AUGGUUUUGAUUCAUAAUCUCUUUGCGUUCUUUGAUGAGUCCCUUUCUGAUUUUUGCAAAGCAGCUGAUCUUGAUGGAAAAACUAUAGUAAUUGCUGGGCUGGACGGCGACUACCUGAGAUUGGGCUUAACCAAGCUGACAGCCCAAUGUGAGCUUUGUGGCAAGCGGGCGUUUUUCACCCCACGGAAGACUGGGGAGACAGAGACAGAAUUGAUUGGUGGUUCUUAUGUCUAUAUGACUGUCUGCCGCCAACACUAUGUCAUUGGACAAGCUGUUGUAGAAGCAGUGCAGAAUAUGUCUGGAAUACUUGUACAAUUUGGAUUUUCUGAUGUUUGUUUACGGUUUAGCAUUUGCAUAUGUUUACAGAAGAAACUUUGCUACUUGCAAUCUGAUCAUUAUUUGGCACUUGAUCAGUAG
Molecule: messenger RNA, 417 nt
Organism: Rhododendron vialii
Lineage: Eukaryota; Viridiplantae; Streptophyta; Magnoliopsida; Ericales; Ericaceae
Product: thymidine kinase-like
Exons: 4
Coding region: 1-417 (138 amino acids)
Biological process (GO): thymidine metabolic process
Molecular function (GO): ATP binding; thymidine kinase activity
Source: RefSeq, a predicted model, not a curated record